This is a messenger RNA of Quercus robur (English oak), 1744 nucleotides long. RefSeq names its product probable sodium/metabolite cotransporter BASS3, chloroplastic. The record is from RefSeq and is a predicted model, not a curated record. The transcript has 5 exons. Gene Ontology annotation, cellular component: membrane. Bases 158 to 1468 code for a protein of 436 amino acids. NCBI's taxonomy places the organism in Eukaryota, Viridiplantae, Streptophyta, Magnoliopsida, Fagales, Fagaceae.
UAAUAAUGAUUGUGUGUACGUAUAAGCUUACUCUAUCAUCUCAUCCUUCACUCGUUCACCACCUCUCCUUUGUUUUCCUUCCUCAAAAGCUCGCCGGAAACCACCACUCUCCCGGCGACGAAUCCCACUACUCCUACCACCACCACCACCAUUAUCCAUGUCCACUUCUUCAAUGUCCUCAAUUACCUUCCUCUCUCUCCCCAACCCAAAACUCACCUUUUCUUCAUUCAGGCCUCUCUCUUUCUCUUCCUCUUCUUCUCCUUCUUCUUCUUCUUCUUCUUCUUCUCUUUCUUGUUCUUCGUUUUCCAAACACUCCAAUGGACAGCGUAGCAACCAAAAGCUCUCCAUAUUCGCCUGCUCCACUUCGCCGUUUAUAGGCAGAGUCGGUUUACAGAGGCGACAAGGGAACGCGUCGAUGCUGUCGUUUGGGAUUAACCCAAACGAUUUAGCGCAUACUGGCAAGAACAGCAACACCGAUUCUUCUUCUUCUUCUUUGUCUCAUAUUCUCUCUGCAACGCUUCCUUUUGUGGUUGCUGCCACUGCGAUUGCUGCUCUUGCUCAGCCUGCCACUUUUACUUGGGUAUCUAAGGAGCUAUAUGCACCUGCUCUUGGUGGGAUCAUGUUGUCUAUUGGAAUUAGGCUUUCCAUUGAUGAUUUUGCUCUCGCAUUUAAAAGACCUUUGCCACUGUCUGUUGGGUUCAUUGCGCAGUAUGUGUUAAAGCCAGCACUCGGAGUAUUAAUUGCAGGGGCAUUCGGCAUGUCUCAGAUGUUCUAUGCAGGCUUUGUCCUCACAUCUUGUGUUGCAGGAGCUCAGCUGUCUAGCUACGCUAGUUUUUUAAGCAAAGGGGAUGUGGCCUUGAGCAUUCUCCUAACCAGCUCAACUACCAUUGCAUCAGUGCUUGUUACACCCCUACUAACUGGCCUUCUAAUUGGAUCUGUUGUUCCAGUUGAUGCUGUUGCUAUGUCAAAGUCAAUAUUGCAGGUUGUUCUUGUUCCAGUCACUCUUGGCCUUGUGCUUAAUACUUAUGCAAAACCGGUUGUGACUGUCCUUGAACCGGUGAUGCCAUUUGUUGCAAUGAUUUGCACUUCUUUGUGCAUCGGUAGCCCCCUUGCUAUAAAUCGGAACCAAAUUCUGUCUGCGGAGGGUCUCAGAUUGGUUUUACCGAUAUUUAUGUUUCAUGCUGUGGCCUUUACUGUAGGAUAUUGGGUCUCCAAAAUUCCAGUUUUUAGGCAAGAAGAAGAAGUUAGUAGGACAAUUUCAUUAUGCACAGGAAUGCAAAGCUCCACCCUGGCGGGGCUCCUUGCUACCCAGUUCCUCGGGAGCAGUCAGGCAGUUCCACCAGCUUGUUCAGUAGUUGCCAUGGCUAUUAUGGGCCUUUGUCUUGCUUCUUUCUGGGGCAGUGGCUAUCGAAUUAGAGACCUGCCAUCCCUACUAAUGCCAGAAAGUGGUUCUACUGUCAAGGCUUAGUUAAUGGUGCAAGAGGGGUGGAUCAUGGAACUAAUCUCAAGCAUACAAGUAUACUGGUGCUCACUUUUUGAAGAAUCACAGGUCAGGUAACGAAAUGAGAGUCUGUGGCAUUUUGUUUGAAACUUGUGUAGCAAUAUCAAAUACAGGAUUAGGAGCCAUACAUAUUGAUAGCGCAUAAUUGUAAAGUUAGAAGAGUUUCUUUUCCACGAACUGCAACUUAUAGUUUUUGCUGUAUAGCGAGAAAAAUAUAGUGGAUACAUGGUUGCAUUGCUUCAA